Trifolium pratense (red clover) is the source of this 749-nucleotide messenger RNA. Its product is annotated as kiwellin-like. The record is from RefSeq and is a predicted model, not a curated record. Lineage: Eukaryota; Viridiplantae; Streptophyta; Magnoliopsida; Fabales; Fabaceae. Bases 89 to 604 code for a protein of 171 amino acids. The transcript has 2 exons.
GCGUACAAUACUUGGGACUUCUAUAUAAGGACAUACAAUUGCCCUUCUUAGCACACAAAAACUACACACUGUCUCUAUUCAAAUCUCAAUGGCUUCCAUAUCAAAUCUUAUGUUUUUAUCUUUCAUUUUCCUUUUCAACAUCAUAAACAUUCCUUUCAUCACAAACGCUCAAUCAUGCCAAUCCUCUGGCACACUAAACUGCAAAGGAAAAUCAUUCUCUCGGUUCAAGUGUUCUCCACCAGUUUCAUCCUCAACACAAGCAUUACUCACGUUGAAUGAUUUUAGCGAAGGCGGAGACGGAGGAAGUCCAUCUGAGUGCGAUGAUAAUUUCCAUAGCAACUCAGAAAGAGUGGUGGCGUUGUCCACCGGGUGGUAUAAUGGAGGGUCUAGGUGUGGAAGAAACAUUAGAAUCAAGGCACGAAACGGGAGGAGUGUGACGGCAAAAGUGGUGGACGAAUGUGAUUCGGUGAAUGGAUGUGAUGGGGAACAUGCGGGUCAGCCGCCUUGUCGUAACAAUAUUGUUGAUGGAUCUGUUGCUGUGUGGAAGGCGUUGGGAUUGAAUACAGAUGUGGGUGUAGUGCAAGUUACAUGGUCUUUGGCUUGAAUGAAUGGAACUUCAAGUAUAUGCAACAUGCAAUGGCUAAUUAAUAAAUAAAUAAGAAUAAGCUUAAGCUUAAUUUGCAGUAGGUUGUAGCUUGCUUGUGUUGUUUCUUCAUCUAGUUGAUCUUUUAUUUUAUAUAUAUAUAUAU